This is a messenger RNA of Carassius carassius (crucian carp), 2419 nucleotides long. It is a transcript of the gene epor, whose product is annotated as erythropoietin receptor. Gene Ontology annotation, biological process: cytokine-mediated signaling pathway; hemopoiesis; positive regulation of cell population proliferation. Bases 596 to 1963 code for a protein of 455 amino acids. The record is from RefSeq and is a predicted model, not a curated record. Gene Ontology annotation, molecular function: protein binding; cytokine receptor activity. The transcript has 8 exons. Gene Ontology annotation, cellular component: external side of plasma membrane. Lineage: Eukaryota; Metazoa; Chordata; Actinopteri; Cypriniformes; Cyprinidae.
CUUCACAUAAUGAACAUGCAUCAGUUGAUAAAAUUGUUUUAGACCCAUUAAAAAACAUAUUAUUUCCUACUCAAGCCUAAAAGUCAGGCUGCAUGUAAGGAUGUAUGUUAAAAGUGUGAGUGCUUCAAACAGUCAUGAAUGUCUACACUCAGGCUCCUCCCAGUAAACAACUCUUUUUGGCGCUCCACCUCCAAAUAGUAAAAGAGUAAACACACUCUGAACGCACUAUCAGCUUAUCGGAUGAGAUGCAUGUAACUGUCCAUGGUGUCCGCAAAAAAUUUGUUUUGGUCGAAAAAACCACCUGGAAAGGUUGAUAGAUCUUUUGGGACUGUUACUCGGAACAGUGAUGAAUUUGUAAUGUAAAUGGCUGGCAAAAAUGAGGAGUGACAGUUUGAAAAUAGUUUUUAUGUUGUCUCUUGCUUUUGUCACUAUAGGUGGACAACAUUUUGAAAGUAAAGUGGCCCAGUUACUGCGAGACGAAUCAGAAGAUAUUAAAUGUUUUGUGGAGGUGAAGGAUCUCACUUGCUUUUGGGAAGAGGAGAGGAAUAAUUUACAUGCUCAGUAUACCUUCACAUAUUCAUACGAGUAAAACAAAAUGGCUUGUGUGGUUUCAUCUCUGUCUUUACUGGCCAGUAACAAAACCGUCUCCUUCUGCAAACUUGCCAAAACCCCUUUCUUCACGACGCUUGAUGUGCAAGUUUUUCGUGAUGGCCGGAUGCUCUACAGUCGUAGCCUUAACGCUGAGAAUUUCAUGUUUCUGGAUCCUCCCAGAAACCUCACGGUCUUGAGUUCAGGGAAGGAAGGGCAGUUGAACGUGAGCUGGCUGCCUCCUCUACUCAAAUACAUGGAUGACAGUAUGAUAUAUGAGGUCAGAUAUGCAGAGGAGGGAAGUAACAUGGGCAAGGUAGAGGUCAUAAAGGUCAGCACGAUGCUGGUUUUGCUUGGCUUACAGUCGGACACCAGAUACAAGGUGUGGGUCCGUGUCAAACCUGAUGGUGUUGCCUACAAAGGCUACUGGAGUGCUUGGACCGAGCCUGUGCUUGGAGUCACACAGCCCAGCGAGGUGGAUCCACUGAUCAUGCUACUGGUGCUUUUCAUCGGACUGAUCCUCUGCCUGCUGUCUAUGACUGUGAUUCUGUCUCACCAAAAAUUUCUUCUUAAGAAACUCUGGCCUGACAUUCCGACACCAGAGCGAAAGUUUUCAGGUCUUUUUACUGUCUACAAAGGGGAUUUUAAGGAGUGGAUGAGCCAAAAUAAUAGCAGCAUGUGGGGCAGAUCAGUCCAUGUGUACACAGAGGAGCUUCCUUCACCGCUGGAGGUCUUGUCCGAGGUUUCCCUGACCAGCCAUGGGACGUCUCAGAGAGAGGAGAGGAAACCUGUGGAGGAGGACGAGGAGAAGGAGAGCGAUCGUUCGGACUCGGGGUUAACGGACAGAUGGCGAGAACCUCCUCAAGCUCAUUGGCUCAUGGAGCAACUGAGGACGCUUCAAGAAAACCCCCAACCUCUGUCCCAGUCAUUGUUACCGCAGUCACAUGACACCUACGUCACUCUCAAUCAAAACUCCCAAGGAGACGGCGUGCGAGAGGUGGACGAUGUCUUUGAGGAGACGUUACCACUGCAGACGCUCUUCACCACUGCAGGAACGACAUCUUUGAACACCUCGCACUCCGACCUCGGCUCCCUCCAGCAGAGCUCAGGUUCGGGCAGACUGUCGUCACAAUCCAGCUUUGAGUAUCCCAACCACACGUGGCCCCCCAAAGGGCCGGGAUACACCUACAUGGCGGUCGCAGACUCGGGGGUCUCCAUGGACUACAGCCCCAUGAGCUCCAGCAGGAUCGUGGAGCUCGGGAGGAACAGAAUGUACACAAAUGAUUACAAAAACGAGAUUUUUCUCCAUAAGUGUCCGCUCUCCGGUGAACACACUAAAUCCAGAUCAGAGUUCUGCAUGGGUCCCGUUUGGUAAACACGCCAUACUUGGGGAUAGUCCAACCAAAAGUGAUUAUUCUGUUAUCAUUUGCUCACCUUCAUGUCAUCAAACCUGUAUGACUUUCUUUCAUCUGUGGAACAUAAAAGAAGAUAUUUUGAAGAAUGUUGGUAACCAGGUGCUGGUAGCCAUUGACUUCCUUACAAUCCAUAAAAUAGGAGUCAAAGGGAACCGAAAUGUACAAAACUACUACAAAUUCACAUCAGGAUCUUACUGGAUUUUUCAGAAGAAAAAACACUUCAUCAGAUAGAAUAAGCUAGAAUUAUAGCAUAACUAUGGCAGCUGUUGAUGAAACAUUUAUGUACACCACUAAAUACCAGUGGGGUGUUUUCUUUGAACUUUAUUUACAUAUUUUUUUUGUCUUUAAUUGUAGAUACUUUAAUUGGUGGCACUUUCCACAAAUAGGGUUAAUUUAGCUGUGAAAUUCUCCUUUUU